Molecule: messenger RNA, 1283 nt
Organism: Drosophila gunungcola (fruit fly)
Lineage: Eukaryota; Metazoa; Arthropoda; Insecta; Diptera; Drosophilidae
Exons: 2
Coding region: 34-1119 (361 amino acids)
Cellular component (GO): cytoplasm
Molecular function (GO): phosphatase activity
Source: RefSeq, a predicted model, not a curated record
AAUCGUGUAAUAAAAGAUACUUAACAUACAUAUAUGAUAUUUCGGUGGCCGGGGAAUCGGGGGAACAAUGUCAAUGCGUUGACAUUGAAGGUUAAAUGCCGGCAAAGCCAAGUCAGUCGGCUGUGGAAUUUCCAUGCGCGCGCAACCAGCAUCCGUUGUUCAUCGUUAACCAUAUAUUGCCGAUUAUUGCCGCCUAUAUCCAUGUCGCCGCCACGUCACAUCCUGAAGCUGAGCCUGGAGGAGCAGCGCCAGUUCAUCGACUCCUUCGACCUGGUGAUCAGCGACUGCGAUGGCGUCGUGUGGCUCCUGGUGGGCUGGAUCCCCAACACCGGACCCGCCGUCAAUGCCCUCAAGGCGGCCGGCAAGCAAAUCAAGUUCGUGUCCAACAACAGCUUUCGCUCCGAGGAGGGCUACAUGGAGAAGUUCCGGCACAUUGGGGCCAAGAAUGUCCAGGAGGACGACAUCGUGCAUCCGGUGAAGACCAUUGUCAGGUACCUGAAGAAGCACAAGCCGGGGGAGCGGGUCUUCUCCCUCAUGUCCUUGGAGGCCAAUGAGACGUUGCGUAAGCACAACAUCGAGUUCGAGUCGCUGCAAGUCAAGGAACACCUGACGGCCGCCUCGCUGGUGGAUCACCUGGCCAUUGAGAAGCCAGUGGGCGCAGUGCUCUUCGACAUCCACUUGGAUCUCUCGUACGUUGAGCUGGCCAAGGCCAUCAGGCAUCUGCAGGAGAACGAGGACUGCCAGUUGAUAGCCGGUGGCAGCGAUGUCGUCAUGCCCCUGGCGGAGAACCUCAAUGUGGCCGGGUUCUUUGACUUUCUGGAGCAUGUGAAGCGCUACACCCAGCGGGAGGCCACCUUCCUGGGCAAGCCGUCGCCCAUCUUAGGCGAGAUGUUUGGCGAAAUGUUCGAGAUCCGGGAGCCCAAGCGCUGCAUCUUCAUCGGCGACACCCUGGUUCAGGAUGUGCAGUUCGGCAAGGCAUGCGGCUUCCAAUCGCUGCUGGUGCUCAGCGGCUGCCUGACCAAGGAGGACAUGCUGAAUGCCCCGGUGGCGGCCCAGCCGGAUUACUAUGCUGAUAGCUUGGCGGACUUCACGCAACUGCUCAAAAAUGUUCAAAAGUAGAUUCAAGGAAUCAAACGAGAAAAAAAGCUACCUGAAAGAAGCUACUAUAUCACAGGGAGUGGAAUUUGAUAUGUUCCUAAAACGUAAACCGAUCCACCGCAAUGUUUGAUGUUCUGUUAUUGCUUUCAGGUAAAAUCUAAAGAAAACUAUUCAAUAUUGUUAAA